UAAAAAUAAAGCAGUAGAAGGUUGUGGGAAGAGACCGUAAUGUAUUCUCAAAUAGCAAUGCUGUUUUAAUAUCUAACUGUAUUUUCAAAGGGCAUUUCCAAACUAGUACAGGAGCAGGGAAGAAUCCUCAAAUCCUCUUCUUUCAAAUAAAGAUUAAGAAUUACUGUUCUAUUUUUACAGGUUAUCUUUUGAAUGAAAGAGCUGAACAGAUUGUUCAUGAAUUCUAGAGGGCACCUAGGUUGAAGCAAUGGAGAGAAUGGAGAGAAUGGUACUAGUAUGCAUUUUAUUUUCAGACUGUAAAAAGACAUUGAUUUCAAGGGAAAAAUUGUUUUCUGAUUGCAGUAAGCAGCAGCAAAUACCAGAGAUAAAACUCUUAUCUGAUUCAUCACCUUCUAAUGACCUAGUUCAUCUGAAACCUUACGGGGGGCCUGCAAGCUGUGAUUACACGUAUCACUUCUUGACAAUAAUCUGGUACUUGUUCAGGUUUCACAGAAUACACAUUUUUGUAUUUUGUUUUACAAGCACUUUUCUUUUGACUUAUUUUGUUGGAGAACAUGCACUGCAAGCCUCCUUCUCAGAGGGUCUUGAAGUUUCUGCUUAUUUGCUGAAUCCAUCUUCUCAUUUAGAAUUUGCUUCACAGGAGCUGUGGAGAUGUCACAUAAGAGCCCUUUGGCCUCCUGGCUUUGUGCUAUGCUCCACUGCUUUGGAAGUUACAUACUUGCUGAUCUGUUACUUGGGGAACCACCGAUUGAUUACUUCAGUAAUAACUCCAGUGUCAUCCUGGCUACAGCGGUCUGGUAUUUGAUAUUCUUCUGUCCCAUGAACCUCUUCUACAAGUGUGUUAGCUUUCUGCCUCUGAAGCUCAUCUUUGUGGCAAUGAAGGAAGUGGUCAGAGUUCGUAAAAUUGCAGCUGGGGUCCACCACGCUCAUCACCGUUACCACCACGGGUGGUUCGUUAUGAUGGCUACUGGAUGGGUCAAAGGUUCUGGUGUUGCCUUGAUGUCUAACUUUGAGCAACUGCUACGUGGGGUCUGGAAGCCAGAAACAAACGAAAUUCUUCAUAUGUCCUUCCCUACAAAGGCUAGUCUGUAUGGCACAGUCCUCUUCACGCUGCAACAAACUCACUGGCUCCCCAUCUCUGAAGCCAACCUCAUCUUCUUUUUCACCAUGUUCAUGAUAGUUUGCAAGGUUUUCAUGAUGGCAACUCACUCUCACGCCUCACCUUUUGCUCCAGUGGAAAACUUCAUCUGCCCAGUUUUCUUUGGCUCAGUUUCCAGUGGACACAGUAGUCAUCAUGAUCAGCAUGGGGCCUCCCAUGAGGUUUCCCAUCCUCCGCCUCCUCCUGCAAAGUCAAAAGAGGAGCUAAAUGAAGGCACAAGGAAACGGAAAGCAAAAAAAGCCGAAUAAAAAAACAACCACACAGUAAAUAGGCCAAGAAAAUUCUUCCAGAGCUGAGUCUCAGAGCCACCUGUGACCUCCUUUAUCUUCCAGUCUUUCUCAGACUCCAGAGGAGAGGUGGAAGCCAGGACACUGCCACGCGGGUCCCUGAAUUUCAUUUGUGCUCUCUGUGCUGCUGCUUGCUUCUUGGUCUCUGUCUCUCUAUUCUGAUCAUAUUUUCAGGGAUUUGUAGAUCUGUGCCAGGAUGGUAAGUGGGUGCUAGCUCCUAAGCUGUCAGCAGUUAUGAUGCAGCAUUUUCAAUUGAUAUAAAAUCUUUCACUGGGUUUAUUUAUGAAUGGAGGUAAUGGUUUGUGCUCCUGCACCUCAUAAGUUCCUUUGAGUUUUCACUGACCUUUUUGAUGUCUACCAAAACAACAAACUGCUAAGACACAAUCAAUGUGGAAAUUGGAUUUCGUACUCAAGGAAAUUAAAUGGUCUUAUACGAGCCUGAUCUAAUUUUUCCGAGCUCCCACAUCUGCCAUAUCUCCAAUUAAUGUGACAUUUUAUAUGCAAUAAGGACAUCGACUGGUGUCCUAGCCAAACUCCUUUUCUCUCACUUAAGCUCCCUCUGAUUCUUCAUGGAUAGAACACUGUCCCUUUCUUAACUAAGCCUGUGUUUGCAAGAGCUUUGAAGCUGUGAAAUGCUCCGAGUGCUAUGUAUUGGUAUUGUUAUUAUGCCAAACUGUGGUGUAGCCUCGCUGCACACUGUUAGUAAUAGUGUGUCCCACCUCAAGCCUGAUCACAUUUAACUAGGGAAGAAGCAUGGUUCUGGUUUGUUUGUAAUCCUGUGGGAUACAAGAAGGGUGUGUGAGUGUAAAUAAGUAUUUAUUACUAUUUAUUUAUAAUUGCCAGGGCAUCUAGUUCAUGGACCUGAAACUGGCUUUUUAAAAAUGUUGCAUCUUUAUAUUGAGAAUUGGAUACUUCUAAGUAUGGUCCUAAGCCCACAGCUACGUGCUGGUUUGUGCUUGAAGCAGUGAUUUUGGUGUGCUGAAGGACAGCCUGAACACUCACUGGGUGCAAGAAGGAACAUUUCCUGUGUUUUUAAAUUAAGGUAUAAAGGCUGAAGAAGUGGGUUUCCCACCAGCUGAUUAAAACUACUUUAAGGACUGAUAAAAUCACAUCAGCUGAAGAUACUGAUUAUCCUGCGUAGGUCCCUUUCAGCCAAACUACUGCUCUGUGAAAGCAGCUUGUGCCCAGCGUGUGAAGGUGAAAUGCCUCGCAUGGCUCAGGGAGGAGUCUGUCAGCUUGUUUAUGUUCUGCUUAGUGAAUACCAGCUUUUAGACUAGUUUUAAGCUGUUCUUAUAACUGAUUUUCUUCUUGGAAGUGUCGUUAUCCAGGGGCUGGGAUCACUGCAGUGGAAGUGGGAUGCACGGGGACGUAGCACUGGGCUUUCUGUUAAGCAGCACAUUGCCAGCCCCAGCAAUAAGGUUUGCUGCUGUCAUCUUGCAACUGGGAAUAUAAACAGGAGGAUUUAAGAAAAGUGGGGGGGUCAUUGGGGUUUUUUUUUGGUGUCCCUGUUCAAAAUUGAAAUUGACGGUUAAUUAAAAAUGAAAAAAAAUAUUCUUGUAUACAACCAGAUGAAGGGCCUGACAAAAGGUCAAAUGAUUUGCGGGCUUGGGUUUUGACAGUGCCUUAAUUUUGUGAGUUUCCCUUCCCUCCAGUAGAAAACCAGAAUUCUACCUGACACCUCCACUGUCUGGUUUUGCAGAUACUGGUCUACUGAAACUUGAUGUAUUCCCUAGCAUGCACAAGACUAUAAAUGUUUUAUGAGAUGUAUGAUUCAAGGGAAUUUUGUUUUAUAAAAGCCGCCAACAAAUAAAAAUUGUGAAGUGA
Messenger RNA from Athene cunicularia (burrowing owl), 3270 nucleotides. It is a transcript of the gene TMEM38A, whose product is annotated as transmembrane protein 38A. The record is from RefSeq and is a predicted model, not a curated record. Bases 652 to 1407 code for a protein of 251 amino acids. Gene Ontology annotation, biological process: potassium ion transmembrane transport. Gene Ontology annotation, cellular component: membrane. Lineage: Eukaryota; Metazoa; Chordata; Aves; Strigiformes; Strigidae. Gene Ontology annotation, molecular function: identical protein binding; potassium channel activity. The transcript is spliced from 5 exons.